UUCGUAUGGAAAACAGCGUAGCUUCAGACAAAUGGCGAGCGGAAGGACGAAUUACAUAGAAAUGCGCGGAAUUGGAAAUGACUGUGGAAUUUGCAAAAUGUCCUGCUUUAUUUCAGCGAGGGAGGCUUUAAUUUUCCGCGGCGGACGGAGAGGAUAAUUCCGGGGCCGCAGUAAAGCGGAGACGGGCCGAUUCUGCGGAGUUAGUAAGCUAAGCUAGCUAGUUAUCUUAGCUAGCUUAGCUAGCUAGCACGGAGCUAGGCUAGGCUAGCCGGCUAACCUAGGUUUAGGCCUGUGGAGCAGCUAACACUGCUGCUGCUGCGGCUACACUGCUGCUGUGUUUGGCUGUUUUUCUCGCUAAUAAUCCGCAUUAUUCCUUUAAUAACUUUAAUUUAAACGCGUUUAAAACGGAUUUAACUCAGUUAAAGUGAUAUUUCUAGCACGGUUGCUAGUAGAAACCAGCGAGAAAAUGAGCGCAGCGUUGGACAGCAGUACGCCGCUCUCUGAGUGUAAUAAGAGGAGCUCCAGUCCGAGGCGGGAAUCUGAGCUGGACUGCCCGCCGCCCAAGCGCUCUAAGGCGGAUAAGGAGGAUGAUGAAGGCGCGGUGAGAGUGGCCGGUUCUUCUACAGAUGAGAAAAAGGCUGCAGAUGAAACCAGCGCUGUGGGUGACAGUUCUGGACAAGCAGAACAUAAAGAGGACAGCUCUAAAACAGCUGGAAAACCUGAUUCAGCAGCCAAAUCAGGCUGCGAGGAGCCCUCCUCAGCUCCGCGGGAGAAGGAGCCCUCAGACUCGGCUGCGUUUGCCGCAGCGGAGGCGCUUGCGAGCUUGACCGGUGGUGGUGGCGGUACUAGUGGUGGUGGAGGGGGAAACCAAGGCCGUGGUAGCAGCAGCAUAGAUGACCGUGAUAAAGAAGUAAUGCUACCCUGCUCCUCCAGACAAGCAGCACUAGAUGACAAGGAAAGAUCCAGUCGCCCCAGCUGCUCCUCCUCCACCUCAAACUUCACCGCCAACUUCAGCAGCACCACCACCAGCAGCAGCAGCACUAGCAAAGACCGAGUGAGAGUCAGGGGCCGGUCCGCAGAGGCAGCGGUGCCGGACAGCUCCUCGUCCGUCCUGGGCGGCGCAGAACGCAGAGACCCCCGGAAAGGAUCUAAUCAGAAUCAGAAAAGAGAGAAGAAUCGAGAAGAUGAAGAGGAUGAUGAAGACGAGGAGGAAGAAGAAGAAGACGACUCCCUCGCAGGUUCCUCCUCCUCCACGGCCAGCUCCUCAGUAGCUUCAGACAACGAGGAGGGCGAGUGCGCUAUAGUGGCGGUGCGGAUGGCUCCCGAGGUGCGGCAGUCCGUGUCGCUGCUGGCGCAGGUGCAGAUGCGGCUGGACGCGCUGGAGAAGAAAGGAGCGCGGCUCCACCAGCGCCUGGAGCUCAAACUCAGCCGCCAGCGGCGCCCUCAUCUGGACCAGCGCGGCGCCAUCACCCAGACCAUCCCGGGCUUCUGGGUCACUGCCCUUCUCAACCACCCACACCUGUCAGCACACAUCGACGAGAAUGAUGAAGAUGCUCUCAGCUACAUGACCAAUUUGGAGAUUGAGACUUUUAAAAACAACAAGCUUGGUUACAGAAUAUGCUUCCAUUUCCGGCGGAAUCCAUUCUUCCAGAAUAAAGUAAUAGUGAAGGAGCUCCAUCUAGGAAUGGGAGGGUCUCCAGUGUCUUUCUCAAACCCUAUUCUUUGGCACCGUGGACAGAACUUAAUAGGAAAUGGGGAACCAAGACGCACAGCACAAGGAGUUUAUCAGAGCUUUUUCCACUGGUUCAGUGACCACAGCAGUCCCGGGAGGGAUGAAAUAGCACAGAUCUUGAAGGAUGAUCUGUAUAGGAACCCUCUCAGGUACUAUCUCACCCCACUGUGGGAACCGCGUCAAAACGGCAGCACGCCCAAACCACCAGACAACAGCAAUGGAGACGAGUGUGUGAUAAUCUCAGACUCAGAUGAUGACCAGGAAGUGGUCAGCCAAGACAAACGGCAAGAACGAGAAGAGGAGGAGGAGGAGGAAGAGGAUGAAGAUGAAGGUCGAAUCGCAGGUCCAGACGACAGCGAUCAGGAAGCAGGAGAGUCGUCCUUCGAGGAGAGGGAGGAAGAGGACCUAGACGUAGAGGAAGUGGGCGACUCGCGUGACUCGGGUGGCUGUGAGGCCAGACCACAGGGCGAGGAGGAGGAGGAGGAGGAAGAUCAGAUUGACGUCAAUGAGGACGAGGAGGAGGAGGAGGCAGCAGAGCAGAGCUAAUUACAGUAAUUAAAACAUGUUUGAUUUUUUUAUGCAGAGAAAUCUUACUUUAGAUCUGUUCUUCGCGGAAGUGAAGAAGAAGCCGUUAGGGCAUUGUUCUGGCAGGUAACACGAGGUAGCUAUAUCAUGGUUUGGUAUCUCAGGACGUACUGUUUGUAUGUUCUGAUAUUACAGGACAAAGUUGGAAUACGUCUCCGCUCUUAGAGCAGUGAUGGAUCGCGCAGUUAUUGUAGGUGAGGAUAAAAUUCCCUGACUGCUGGUUGUGCAGCCUACAGAAGAUGACGUCACACCAUUGGAGGUUAAGGAGAAAUAAGUGGAAUUUGAUUUUGUUUUACAAUAUAUUCAGAUGUAAUUCAUUACAUAUGCUGUGUUCCAUUUAAACUCAGAUGUUUCCAAGAAAUUUGAAGACUAAAUUUGAGACUAAAUGCAAAAAUAGAAAAUUGAAUAUAAAAACCCAUUUUUUUAAUGUCGUGCAGUGUACAAGAAAUAAGUUUUCAUCCAUUUUUCCAAUCUCUGCACCUCACAAUUGGAUUUUCAGGAAAAAUGAAAGAUAAUAUUUUAUUUUAUUUUCAAUUAUUUUCAUUUUUGCAUUUUGUACGGAUGAUAUGAUCAGAUUUGUUUUACAAGAUACAAAAUUUGACAAAUCUGAAAAUCAAGAGAAAAUUUGACUUUUAUUUUUCUUGACAUUCUGUUUGCCAAAGGCUGGAAUUAAAAACUAUAUAAUUGAAAAAUUGAAUGAAAACCCAUUUCUUCUUCACUUUCAUUAAAUUUCAUACCCAAUUUUCUAUUUUCAGAUUUAGCUUGAUAGAGUCAGAAAAUUAAACUGCUAAAGUUACACUGACCCUUCGCCAUCCCUCAGUUCAGAAUCCAAUAUAGUGAAAGCUGUAUUAUUAUUAUACAGUUUAUUGUCACUUGUAUCUAUAUUAGUGUCUUAAUAGUGUAUUAAUAGUGUUUGGAUGUGCAAAGUACUGUAUAAUGCAUUGUUAUUGACUGGUAUCACUGAUAGUGCUAAUCCAAGACAAUGCUAAAAUACAUUUUAAAAGUUCAUUUAGUUUUCGGUUUGCCAUAAAAUUAGGGAUGCACCGAAAUAAUAAAAUAAAAAUAUUUGUAUUUUAAAUAAAAACACCAAUCUUUCUGCAGGCUUGAAUUUUUUUUCACACCAUUGUGUAAAUGAAAUAGCCUAAUGGAAAACUAGCACUAAACUAAAAUUUAGCAAUAUUUAUUAAGUAACUAAGCAUUUAAGCUCUUUUUUUUAUUAUUAUUACAGCUGGUUGCGAUUUUCUUCCAAAAAAUUUAUCAAAAAAUAUUUUCUCUUAUUUGGCCAAACAAUGAAACCUUUUUAUCUUUGCCACAAUUUUGGUUGCCAAAUAUUCGGUGCAUCCACACACAAAAAAUUGCUACAUGAUAAUCAAACCAGUUGUGGUACACUUCAACCCCUUAACAAGCCUGGACUGUACAUGGGCUAUGUGUAGGUGAUACAAAACCCUUCUCUGCAGUAAAAUAACUUAUUUACAUUCUUUAAACUUUGAGGGCUUUUAAAAUCUCCUACAGGACACUUGGAGAAGCUGCCUGUUUUCUCUCUACUCCACUUAAUAAUUCCAGAUAAUUUAAAAAUAGACAUAAAAAUUUGACAACGAUAAUGAAACAAAAGGUUUGGAGGACAUGAACUGUAUAAUUUGUUCUGACAAAAACAUGGAUUUUAAAAAUAAGUUUUGAAAAGCGCUAAUUAAAUGAUUAAGUUUUUAAGUCAUGCUUAGCGUGCAAUAUCAUUGACAAAAAUGCUGGCUUAUUAAGGGGUUAAAGUCUUUAGCUAGCUGUUUUCUUUUUGUUGGAAAUGUUUUAUAUUAGUGUAAAAUGAACUGAAAUUGGAUUGUUUUAUUGGGACACAGUAAAUUUAGGUGUGACGUCAUUCCGAGCUCCGACAUCUGGCUUCUGAGAUAAAUGGAACACAGCAUUAAGCACAACUUAUACAUUAUGUUUUCUAGUCCAUUUCACAUUUAGUAAAUUGAUAGUUGGCUAAAUGUUUGUUUUAUUAGCCGUUAAUGUUAGAAAUUGUCAUGGAUCAAAUUUCGGCUCCUUUUCUUUCUGUUAUUGAAUGAUUUCCUUUCAGUUGCACAGAGAACUACUGUAACCAAGUGAAUGUGUCCUGUAGAAUACACUUACAUACCCACCGCACUGUUGUUGUUUGUUUUUUUUUAUUUAUUU
Molecule: messenger RNA, 4483 nt
Organism: Astyanax mexicanus (Mexican tetra)
Lineage: Eukaryota; Metazoa; Chordata; Actinopteri; Characiformes; Acestrorhamphidae
Gene: tspy
Product: testis specific protein Y-linked
Exons: 7
Coding region: 467-2278 (603 amino acids)
Biological process (GO): nucleosome assembly
Cellular component (GO): chromatin; nucleus
Molecular function (GO): histone binding; chromatin binding
Source: RefSeq, a predicted model, not a curated record